Thelazia callipaeda (thelaziosis nematode) is the source of this 390-nucleotide messenger RNA. NCBI's taxonomy places the organism in Eukaryota, Metazoa, Nematoda, Chromadorea, Rhabditida, Thelaziidae. The record is from the annotation of a GenBank genome assembly.
AUGAUGGCGAGUGAUGGUAUAGGAUCUAAAGCUUAUCCGAUUGCUGAUACAGCAUUGGCUCAGAAAUUACUUGAUCUCGUUCAGCAGGCUCAAAAUUAUAAGCAGCUGAAGAAAGGUGCUAAUGAAGCAACUAAAACUUUAAAUCGAGGACUUGCUGAGAUAAUUAUAAUGGCAGCUGAUGCUGAGCCUCUUGAAAUUAUUUUGCAUCUUCCACUUCUUUGCGAAGACAAAAAUGUCCCUUACGUAUUUGUACGCAGCAAGGCUGCCCUUGGACGAGCAUGUGGUGUCUCACGGCCUGUAAUUGCUGCAUCUAUAAUUCAGAAUGAAGGGUCGCAGUUAAGAAGUCAAAUACAGAAGAUUAAAGAAGAAGUCGAGAAACUUUUGAUUUAA